Molecule: messenger RNA, 1113 nt
Organism: Ostertagia ostertagi
Lineage: Eukaryota; Metazoa; Nematoda; Chromadorea; Rhabditida; Trichostrongylidae
Source: the annotation of a GenBank genome assembly
AUGAAGCUACCACUGCUCAUUCUGUUGCUGCACCUCGGUUCAUGCGCAACAUUGGAGCCAUCUAAAGGAGAAGGGAAAGACUUGUUUGGCAAAGCAACCCUCGGACAAACGCUAAGUAACGUUACAGAAGGCAGCAAGAAGAACCGGACUAUGGACAUUGCCACCAUCGUCAAAAUCUGGCAGAGAUUCCGUAGGUUGAAGGAUAAAAUCAUGAAACAACUAGCUUUAACUCCAGAACAACAAGAAGCAUUUGCAGCUAAAUUGAAGAAGUGGAAGGUCCCGGAAGAAGAAAAGGUCAAGGCUGCUGGCCAUUCUAUAGGCGAAAUCAACAAAAAGAUCGGAAUUGGCAAGAUGCUUUUCCAAGGCGAUGUUAUGCUUACAAAAGCUCAAGCGGAUCAAAUCGUUGACGAUAUCGAAAAAAAUGGCAGCGAUCGUAGCAAACGUCAGGCCUUUCGUGAUAGGAAUUAUCCUUGGACCAUAUGGUCAGGCGGAGUCUACUACUACUUUGACGCCAGUGCAAAUGAAAAAGCGAGGAGCGCCUUUAGCAAGGCUGUGCAAGCGUGGCGUAAGGACACCUGCAUAGACUUCUACUAUAGUGCAGAAGCCCCCAGUAGGAUCCGGCUCCUCAAAGGGGACGGAUGUUGGUCUCAAAUGGGCAGACUUGGAGGAGAACAGGAUCUUUCACUCGGUAACGAUUGUGAAACAGCACCUCCUGGAGCUGUUAUUGAAGUAAAAAUCGAAAGUUUCACACCAGGACUAUUUUCUUUUGGAUGCAAAUUUGCUGGAGUCGAAAUUAAAACGCAGAAAGAUCAACGUCUUACUGGUUUCAGAUUCUGUGCUCACACUGAUGCAGGUAGAACACUCGUUUCGGAAACUAAUCGAGUUCCUAUAAUUACUUAUAAUCGAUAUGGCGAAUCAACAACAGUUUUGAAGUAUCGAACUCUUAAGAACGUCAAUGCUAAUCAAUCUUCUUCUGAGAAAAUGCUCAGCCAUUUCACGAUUUCAGUCGGUGCCUUCAUAACUAACCCACAACCAGUGAGUACCCCUCAACCGUACUACUCAACAACCACUACAACUCCAAUGCCGACCUCCUGCAUGGACAAGCCCACGUAA